This is a messenger RNA of Lepisosteus oculatus (spotted gar), 1565 nucleotides long. It is a transcript of the gene nubp1, whose product is annotated as nucleotide binding protein 1 (MinD homolog, E. coli). Gene Ontology annotation, cellular component: cytosol. The record is from RefSeq and is a predicted model, not a curated record. Gene Ontology annotation, molecular function: 4 iron, 4 sulfur cluster binding; ATP-dependent FeS chaperone activity; ATP binding. Lineage: Eukaryota; Metazoa; Chordata; Actinopteri; Semionotiformes; Lepisosteidae. Gene Ontology annotation, biological process: iron-sulfur cluster assembly.
GGUAAGGUAAGGGGAAUGUUUUUCUUUCCGGACUGAGAACAGGAAGUUGGGAGUUGGGGAAUAAAAAAAUGGAGGACGUUCCGAGUGGAGCGCCGCAACAUUGCCCUGGCACCAGCAGUGACCAGGCAGGAAAGAGCUCUGCCUGUCAGGGGUGUCCUAACCAAGCAAUAUGUGCCUCAGGAAUGACCAAGGCCCCUGAUCCUGCUGUAGAAGAAAUCCGGCAGAAAAUGUCUACUGUUAAACACAAAAUCCUGGUCCUGUCAGGCAAGGGAGGGGUGGGGAAGAGUACCUUCAGCGCACACCUUGCUCAUGGCUUGGCCAGUGAUGGAUCCACAGAGGUUGCUCUGCUUGAUGUUGACAUCUGUGGGCCAUCCAUUCCAAAAAUCAUGGGCCUUGAAGGAGAACAAGUGCACCAGAGUGGAUCUGGUUGGUCUCCAGUGUACGUGGAAGACAAUCUUGCGGUGAUGUCCAUUGGCUUUUUGCUUAGCAGUCCUGAUGACGCUGUGAUCUGGAGAGGGCCAAAGAAAAACGGAAUGAUCAAGCAGUUUCUGAGAGAUGUUGACUGGGGUGAUAUUGAUUACCUCAUCGUUGACACCCCACCUGGGACAUCUGACGAGCACUUAUCUGUUGUUCAGUACCUCAGCAGCACUCACAUUGAUGGGGCCAUAAUAAUAACAACUCCACAGGAAGUUUCAUUGCAAGAUGUCCGAAAAGAGAUUUCUUUCUGCCGAAAGGUGAAGCUGCCUGUCAUUGGAGUUGUCGAAAACAUGAGUGGCUUUGUGUGUCCUAAGUGCAAGAAUAAAUCUCAGAUUUUUCCUCCUACCACUGGAGGGGCAGAAAAAAUGUGCCAGGAUUUCAACAUCCCCCUGCUGGGGAAGGUGCCUCUGGACCCUCGCAUAGGAAAGAGCUGUGAUGAGGGAAAGUCCUUCUUGACGGAAGUGCUAGAUUCUCCAGCCACUGCUGCCUACAAGAGCAUUAUCCAGCGUAUCCAGGAGUAUUGUUCAUCUCAUCAACCACAGGAUUAAAACACACUAGCUGAGUGUUUUUGGCUGACCAAUUAUUAAGCGAAUGGAACGGCGUUUCCUACAAAGAAAUGCACUGGAACUGGGUUUUUAUUACUGAUAAAAUGUAGUCAUGUGUCCUCUUCAAGAGCGGAAAUAUUCAAAUAAAAUGUAUUGCCUUAAUCAAAAAUAAAUCUGCAUUGUGGGAUCUCAUUCGUACUGUGCAGCUGUAAACCUCAGCACCGCUCUGCAACCUUUUCAGUACUCGGCUGAAAAAGGAAAUGUGGCUGAUGUGUAUGUUUGCAAGAGCCUCACUGGUUACUUUUUUCUUGGUCACCUGCAAAAGAAAAAAAAAAAGUAACGGUGAAAAUGUCAAAUUUGCUUUAGCAAACAGAAACUUUAAAUUUCUUCCAAAGAUAAAAUAAUUUUCAGAAAGCAAAUAGAGUAUAUUUUAUUAACACAUUUUUCGACAGCCUGUUUUUAUCUUUAUUUAAUCUUAUGAGCCAUCUUUUUGCACAAUGUUUAUGUUCAUGCUGAACAUUAAAUAAAGACCUCUGAAUCAAA